Dentiscutata erythropus is the source of this 813-nucleotide messenger RNA. Lineage: Eukaryota; Fungi; Glomeromycota; Glomeromycetes; Diversisporales; Gigasporaceae. The record is from the annotation of a GenBank genome assembly.
AUGAUAUACUCGAUAGAUUUUUUUAUUCGUAUUCUGAAUUUAUCCCUAUUUCAUCCUUCAUUUGCAAUACUUUUUCUUUCUUUUGUAUAUCUUCAAGGCUAUGGCUAUUUGAGUAUAAAAAGUAGAAAUGGGUGGAAAAAAUCUAUUACUGAUUGGGAUGAUGAAGUUGUUGUUAUAACUGGAGAUAAUAUCAUUUAUUAUGAAUGUGAUGUGUCGAAACUUGAAGAAGUUCAAAAAGUUGCUAAAGAGAUUAUAGAGGAGGCUGGCCAUCCUACUAUUCUAAUCAAUAACGCUGGAACUGUUCAAGGAAAAACUAUUCUAGAAUCAUCUGAAAAAGAAAUAAUAGACACUCUCAACGUUAAUUUAUUAGCAUCUUUUUGGACCACCAAGGUCUUUUUGCCUGAAAUGAUCAAGAAAAAUCAUGGGCAUAUAGUAACAAUAGCGUCUGCUCUUGGAUUUAUUGGAAUGCCCCAAUUAGGCGAUUAUUGUGCAAGCAAGGCAGCAUUGAUCAGUUUUCAUGAAACACUACGUCUCUGCCCUGGAAAAAUCAAAACUGGAAUGUUUGAUGGUACAACUGUUAGAUUCCCCUUUUUAACACCUUCGAUGGCUGCACUUGAAAUAGUAAAACCUAUAAUCACCGCUCUGGAUAAAAAUCAGGGACAGGAUAUUCUUCUUCCAUAUUAUGUUAAUGGUUUAGCGUUGUUAAGGUUCUUGCCUCAUUUUGUACAAGAUCUUCUUUAUAGGUCAAAUGGCGGUCCUAGUUCAAUGUUAAAAUGGAAAGGUAAGUAUAAUAAUAAAGAUAAAGAUCAAUAA